Dentiscutata erythropus is the source of this 1737-nucleotide messenger RNA. The record is from the annotation of a GenBank genome assembly. NCBI's taxonomy places the organism in Eukaryota, Fungi, Glomeromycota, Glomeromycetes, Diversisporales, Gigasporaceae.
AUGGCUUCAAUAAAUCUUAAUGUUGCACGUUGGACCGCGUUGCCUCUUGGAGUUGUUUAUGGUUUAUGGCAUUCCAAUUCAUUAAAGAAAUCUGCAGUAAAAGAAAGGGCCGCUAUCAAAUAUCGCCAUAAAGAAGAGUUAAUUAAUAAAGCAAAAGCAGCUUAUUAUGCCCCUAAAAAGAUUCAUAUUGAGGGAGCUUCUCAGAUUGGAAUUGAAGUUAGGAAGGAUGCAGAUUUUUCUACAUGGUAUACUCAGGUCCUGAAACGCUCGGAAAUGCUGGAAUAUUAUGAAGAAGUCUCUGGAUGUUAUAUUAUCAGGCCAUUGGCUUAUAAUAUUUGGCAUGAAAUUCAAAGUUUUUUCGAUUCUGCGAUCAAAAAAUUGGGAGUCGAAGAUACUUAUUUUCCAAUGUUUGUUUCGCAACGACAAUUGGAAAGAGAAAAAAAUCAUAUUGAAGGUUUUGCCCCGGAAGUGGCUUGGGUCACUAAAGCAGGAUCUUCUGAUAUGGAAAAUCCCAUCGCUAUCCGUCCUACCUCUGAAACCGUAAUGUAUCCUUAUUUCUCCAAAUGGAUCAGAACACAUCGUGAUUUACCUUUAAAACUCAAUCAAUGGUGUAAUGUUGUUCGUUGGGAAUUCAAAAAACCUCAACCUUUUAUUAGAACUCGUGAAUUUUUAUGGCAAGAGGGUCAUACUGCUCACUUCACCAAAGAAGAAGCUGAUACAGAAGUUCGUCAGAUACUUGAACUUUAUCGACAAGUAUAUGAGGAUUUACUGGCUGUCCCUGUUAUCAAAGGUGUCAAAUCUGAGAAAGAAAAAUUUGCCGGUGGACUUUACACUACCACUAUUGAAGGCUUUAUUCCAACUACAGGACGUGGAAUUCAGGCAGCAACAUCUCACUGCUUGGGUCAAAAUUUUGCUAAAAUGUUCGAUAUUGUAGUUGAAGAUCCUAGUGCUUUAGCGAGCUCAGAAGGCAAAGAAGCAAAGAAACUUCAUGUAUGGCAAAAUUCUUGGGGUUUAACGACUCGAAGCAUUGGUGUAAUGGUCAUGAUUCAUGGUGAUGAUAAAGGUUUGGUGUUGCCUCCACGGGUCGCCUCUAUUCAAGUAAUUGUUAUUCCUUGCGGUUUAACUGUAAAGACAUCUGAAGAGGAAAAAAAACGCGUAGAAGAAAAAAUCAAUGAUGUAGUGAAAGAAUUAAAUUCUGUUGGCAUAAAAGCGAAAUCCGAUCUCAGGGACACCUAUACCCCAGGAUACAAGUUUAAUCACUGGGAAUUGAGGGGUGUGCCUCUUCGAUUAGAGAUUGGUCCUCGCGAUUUAACCAACAAUCAAACUCUUUCUGUUCGCCGCGAUAAUGGUGUUAAAGAGCCAGUUCCAUUGGAUAAACUUACAACUUGUGUUUCCGACAUACUUAAUACUAUCCAAAAGGACAUGUUUGAAAGAGCGAAAAAAGUAUACGAUGAGCAUGUUAAAGUUAUACAAAAAUGGGAUGAAUUUGUUCCAGCUCUCGAUGGCAAAAAUUUUGUACUUGUUCCAUGGUGCGAACAAGAACAUUGUGAAGAUAAAAUCAAAGAAAAAAGUUCAAGAAGGCAACCUGAAGACGAUAAAGCUCCAUCGAUGGGUGCUAAAUCACUCUGUAUUCCAUUUGAACAACCAACAGAACCUGCUAUCGUGCCUGGCGAAACAAAAUGUAUAUCCUGUGACGCAUUUGCUAAAAGAUAUGCAUUAUUUGGUAGAAGUUAUUAA